UUUGCAUGUUGUCGACUGCCCAAAUACUAAUCAUAGGGUUGCUAUUGCGUUUUUAACCACUAGAGGGCAAUGACUCCAUCCACCAGGUCUUUUUCUUUCAGAAGUUUUCAGUUAGUGUUUGUAUUUGAUUAUUUGGUCAGUUUGGUGAGAACUGCAUUAAAUCUUGAGGUCCGGACUAACCCAUCCAACACUAACAGUCAGCUCUGAACAGAACAGUCUAGUUUGCUGCUAUCAAUAAAGUGAGGAACUUAACAAGAUAUCUGAGCAUUUCAGUUACUUUAAUUUCAACCCGAAUAUUUGUGUGGGUCCGACCAGUAUGUGAAAUGUUUUGGAUGUUUUCCUAUGUUCUCCACACUAGUUAUCAAGAUUGUGCGUGUGUGUGCGUUUGAGAGAGAAGAAAAGGAACAAGAGAGGGAUGUUAUUCUUAUUGUGGUCAAAUGGAGAUGAGUUCAAAACCACACAAACAACAGAAUGGGAGAACGAUGGACAGAAUAAGCAAAGGAAACAAAAGGAGAACAGUCAGUCCUGUGUAAAAUCCCAAGCCAAAUGAAGAUUUAUGGCACAGAAAUGUCAACUUAAAAUGAUAAACUGUGGAGUUAAAGAUUAAUGAUUUUGCAUCUGAAAGCUUUUGUCUUUUUUAGCCCACAUAACACAUCUGCUUUGUCUUGCCUUGAUGUGCUGUCAAACUUGUUUAUAAAACCAUUUUGUAUUUGGAAAGACACUUGAGAAAAACCUUCAGGCGGGACCUCAAUAAAGCCACAGUGAAAAUUUCCAAAAUGUUCCAGAAACCAAGCCCACACAUUUUUUGAUCAAACCAAUAUAAAUAUGCUUAAAAUGAUCAUCUGGAUCAAACCCAUGGGUUUAUUGAAGUAUUUUCUAUAUUUACCAAGAUGUUUCACUGAAAACUGAGUAUGUUAACUGCAGCAGUCAAGAGGGACGGGGUUAAACCAGGGAUGCAAACUUGAGUGCUGCAGUUCAGAGAGCGAGAGAGGCAGAGAAAUUGAGGAGAGAGAGAAAGAGAGACACUAUGUUUUCAGGACUGGUUGAUUAACUGUGGGCUUCUGGGGGAGGUAUCGGAGAGUGCUAGACCAAAAGAGAGGGAGGGAGAGAAAGAGAGGUGUAGAUGAAUCUUUCUGUAACUUGUGUGCAACUGAUGAUUUUCCUUCUGCUCUCUUCACACUCACACACGUCUCUUUGGAGAGCCACUGGGAUGUGACAGUAAAUCAGAGAGAAGAUGAUUCAAAGACUCACCGGGAAGGACUCAGUGAAACAGAAUGCUAGCUGGAUGCCACAUAAAUGAGUGAAACUGGGGAACUAUGAGCCAUAAAGCGUGACUGCUUCAGUUUGGCCUCUGCAGAGCUGGACUCAAACAGGAAAGGCUGGUGGAGACGCACACGGCACAAUCUUCAGGAGAGCUUUGAUAGAGAUUUCGUACUUCUGAUGGAUAUCCACGCUGCUUCUCUACAUCUGGAGCUCUGAGGCUUGGCCGAUCUCUGACCUGCUGCUUGACCUUUGACCUCUGAGUGACCUCUCAAGGAAUCACAGCAAUAAAACGUGACUUGGAACUCCAGAUCUACAGGAUGUUCUGGAAGCUGGCAAUACCUGCCAUUUUGGCAUGGACCCUUUUUGUAUCAAUAGAGACCAAGAAGCCACGGCCCCAAGGUUCCAUCCCCUCCCCUUACAAGCUAAAAGGCAAUGAUUUGUCAUCACCAACCCACACACUAGCGUCACUUCCCCAGCACACAUCAGCACGACGACAGAAGGGCAAACACGACAUGCUGUCGUCGAGUCGCGAGGCCCUGGUGGUCACCGAGAGGAAGUACCUGAAGAGCGACUGGUGCAAAACACAGCCGUUGCGUCAAACAGUGAGCCUGGAGGGGUGCCUGAGCCGAACCGUCAUCAACAGGUUCUGCUACGGCCAGUGUAACUCCUUCUACAUCCCCCGCCACCUGACGUCUCAAACCUCACAUCGAAGUCGAAAAACAGCAUCCACGCCAGACCACAACACUUCAUUCCAGUCCUGUGCUUUCUGUCAGCCCAGCCGAAUAACCACGGUCACUGUACGGCUUCACUGUCCUGGGCUACAGCCACCAUACCGGCAACGGAAAGUGCAGCGAAUCAAGCAGUGCAAAUGUGUGUCUGUUAACGUUAAUGCUGCGUACUGAGAAGGCACACAAAUGAAACAAUGCCUAAAAAUCCUUUUGGAAAAACUGGGGCCGCCCAACAAUCAAUGUGUGAAACCUGCCAAAGACAACAGCUAAUCAGAAGACUGGCCACCUUCAUUAUGUCUGGACUGUACCACAGUAUGCUACCCAGGAAUGCUUAAUAGCUGCCGAGCAGCAAUGGAACACAAAGCUGCAUUUUUCUUCUUUUUUGACAAAUAUAAUGAAGCUGAGAGUACAUUUACAAGAUACGUACAAGACUGAAACAGUAAAUAACAUUCAUGUGUUUUAAAUGAACAGUGUUUGACCUUUGACCUCUUGAAAGCUUUUCUUUAGCAAAACAUGGAGCGUCUGUAUUCCAGCGAUCUCCUGCUUUACCUCAGCAAUGCUGAUUCUCUACAGAGUGCAACAGUCAGGGUUCCGGAAAUAAAAAUCCCAUGCUUUUUCUCCAUUGGGGAAUUGAUUUAACUCAUUUUAAUUGAUAACUUACAACCCUUUAGAGACACACCUGAUGUUGUUAAUAAAUGGUAUAUGCCUCUGUUGAAGCCAUAACCCUGUAUUAACUAAUUUUUGUAAAUAAUUAUGUUAAAUGUUUGAAUUCUUGAUGAAAAACUACAUUACCCAUAAUUCUGCAAAAACCAAUCAGAAAAGAGCUGCCCACUGCCAGCUGUGUAAAAGCCAGUCUCCAUACACUCUCAAACUAAAAAUGUAUAUAUAGAUAGAUGCAUAUUUUACAAAAAAACUAAAUAUAUAAUUUCUAUAUAUAAUCAACAUAUUUAAAUCAAUAGUUUUAUAUUUAUACAUAGUUUUAAUUUUGAUUACAUCAUUGGGAUUGUAGUUCUUUUUCUCAUUAAAAUUAAGUGCACAGUCAUGUAGCUUUGCCUUUUUCAAUUUUUCACUUUUUUUUUCUUUUUUUUCCAUUUUGUAAUGUGAAAAAACAAUUGAAUCGGAGAAAUACUUUCGGAAUCAAGGCUGCUGAAAUAUUGGGAGGGCACUGUUGCACUCUGUUACUCUUGAUACUUGAGAACAGUGAAAGCGGUCUGACCACCAUCUAUCUUCACCAUCUUGUCUUACCUACCCAGCCGUUGUAUAUAUCAGCGCUAAUGAAGGACAGGAGAAGACAUGAAAGGAUGCUGGGUGACCGUGGACCUUAUCGACAGGAAAUUAGAGGGGGGUUUGCUAUAUUUUGACUAAGGACAGGCUGUCAGUUGGGGAUUAACUAUAUUUUGACUUGGUGCUGCCAUUAGCUUUGCUGCAUCCGAUGGAAAUGAUGCCGCUGGUUUCAGUUCAUCCAUUCUGGGCUGACUUUGAUCAAGCCCGUAAAGAGUUUGAGCCUUCCCAUUGUUAUGAUGAGUCAUGUGCACAACAUAAACUGAGAUUCAUAAUGGUUUAAAUCUUUACCUUAAAGUCUAACAGGCACGUUUGCAUUAAUGACAAUAUUUAACAAAAUAGCAAAAAAUGUGCAGAUAAAGGAAAUUAUAUGACAAAGCAACCAUAGAAAAUCUAUGAAUAUAUGUAAAAUAUGUAAUAAACAUGUCUUCUAAAAAUAAAUCUAUU
Messenger RNA from Cyprinus carpio (common carp), 3719 nucleotides. RefSeq names its product gremlin-2. The record is from RefSeq and is a predicted model, not a curated record. Gene Ontology annotation, biological process: animal organ morphogenesis. Gene Ontology annotation, molecular function: receptor ligand activity; BMP binding. NCBI's taxonomy places the organism in Eukaryota, Metazoa, Chordata, Actinopteri, Cypriniformes, Cyprinidae.